Molecule: messenger RNA, 687 nt
Organism: Truncatella angustata
Lineage: Eukaryota; Fungi; Ascomycota; Sordariomycetes; Amphisphaeriales; Sporocadaceae
Exons: 2
Coding region: 91-477 (128 amino acids)
Source: RefSeq, a predicted model, not a curated record
AAAGGAGCAACGUGUCUAAUAGCCUUCCUAAAAGGACAGCACGCCCAAACGACGGCAAACUAAAAAGAGGAUUACGGACGUUGAAACGAGAUGUUGGACUCUUAUUUUCCCCAGCAAGACCUCAGUCUUUUCCAGCGCAUGCUCCUCAUCUGGGCGUUCAUCUUUAGUGGAUUCGUGCUCUCGUUCAAGGCGUCGCAGACCUAUGCCGAGCCGCGGCCGCGAUGGACUGUAAUGACUGAACACAACAAACCGUACUGGUACACAUACUACGUCUACGUCGCCUUCAUGCUGAUGCAGGUCUCCUACGGCCCACUUCGCUGGAACCUGGAGGGCCUCUUGCCUGGGAAGCUCGAAGUGCACAUCUUAGACGCGCUCUGGAUUGGGCUUCUGGGUUUGGAGGCCGGCAUGCUGGCUUGGGUGUUUGGGCUGAGAAUUGCAAGAUCGUUCAAGGGGCAGCAGAAGGUCAAGGAGUUGUGAGGGUUCAGAGUACUAUUUCCUUCUGACGAGGUUGACAUCUUUUGACUCUGCGAGUUUGCAUGCCAUUUAGAAGACUACGAGUAAACUGCAAUGCGUCGUGCAGCUGGCUUUACAAAAAGACAUAUCGUGACAGUGAUCAGCAACAAUUGUUCUACACUAAGCUACGAUGCAUCUGCAAGUGGAGAAUAGGCCAUCGCGACUUAUGAUACA